AUGCUAGGUCGCGCGCUGCUGCCUCUUGCGAGGCCGAGGACACUUACUCCUGCAAUAAGAAUAGCUCUUUCUACAGCCCAGAAAAGGUCGUACGCCAGAGAAAGGAAACCGAAAAUACAAAGCGAGCAGAAGCUUACCGCUUCGACUCCGGGGUCUCAAUGGCAGACCCAACCUUCCGCCGCAAAUAGUGUACCUGCGCAAAACAUUCCCUCCUCCAACAACUAUACAGAUACGCAGCCAGAAUUUGACACUUCCAAGAAGUCUUCCGGAGACGUUGCUCCACCUGCAGAAGAGCCGUCUCUUGUCAACGGCGGCCAAAGGAAAGAUCAAACAAGCAAUAUCACGCCAGAAGCAGAUGCAUUUGAGGAAGAACUAUCGAAUAGCAACAGAGACCCACAGCAACCUCUACCAGACCUGACGAAAGGCAUUCCAUCCACACUCGAUGCUGAACUCAAGCAGGCGCACUCGCGAGGACAUGAACCUCCGGCCAGCCUCAACACUACGGAUGACCCUGCUGAGCCCAUCCCGGGCAGCGGAGGUGGAGGUGGGGGCCGAGGCAGUGAUGGUCUUCCCAAAAAUGCUUAUAUCUCUUCUAACGAGCGGAAGAAGAACGCCCUGAUCAAGUAUACGUAUCUUGUGGUGGCUGGAGCAUUCGUUGGAUGGACAUUAUACCUUGGACGGAACUGGGAGUCAGAGGAAGAGGAAAAGAAGCACACAGAUGCGCCAUCUGGUUGGGGAUUGGGUCUGUUCUACAAUCGUGCUAGGGCACGUCUGGGCGCAACACUUAGUUAUUACAACGAACCAGCAUUCCCGAAACUUCUACCAGACGAAGAGGCAGAUCCGAACCUACGAGCACCUUUUACACUGGUUCUGAGUCUGGAGGACUUGUUAGUUCAUCAAGAAUGGACAAGGGAAAGCGGCUGGCGAAUUGCCAAACGCCCAGGCGUUGACUACUUCAUACGAUAUCUUAGCCAGUACUAUGAGUUGGUGUUGUUCACGAGUCAACCUAGUUUUAUUGGGGAUUCAGUGUUACGAAAACUUGAUCCUUACCGCAUUAUUAGGUGGCCACUCUUUAGAGAAGCAACGCUUUACAAGAAAGGCGAAUAUAUCAAGGAUCUCUCCUACUUGAAUCGCGAUCUCUCCAAAAUCAUCAUGAUCGACACUGUCCCGAGCCAUGCCAAACACCAACCGGAAAAUGCCAUUAUCCUCCCAAAAUGGACUGGCAACCCCAAUGACCAAACACUUGUUCAACUCAUACCGUUUCUUGAAUACGUCGCCACGAUGGGUUUCGAUGACGUACGCAAAGUCCUAAAGUCCUUUGAAGGCACCUACAUCCCCGCCGAGUUCGCCAAGCGCGAAAAGCUCCUACGAGAAAAGUUCGAAGCACGGCUAGCUGAGGAACGGAAGAAGAAGCCCAAGCGUAGUGUUGGUGGCAUCGCCUCGGUCUUUGGCGUCAAAGGUCAGCCAGCUCCGGAUGGCAUUGAUGCCAGUGCAUUAGCCGAAGGCGAAAUGCUAUGGGAUCAAAUCAGGAAAAGAGGCCAAAAGCAGUACGAGCUUAUCGACAAACAGAUCAGAGAGGAAGGUCAGAAAUGGCUGGAUGAUAUGGCUGCAGAAGAAAAGAAGCUUCAGGAGGAAUCGAUCAGCAGUAUGAAAGGAUCCUUCCUGGGAUUCUUUGGCGUGGGUGGCAGUGGCGGCGAGAAGAAAUGA
This is a messenger RNA of Endocarpon pusillum Z07020, 1707 nucleotides long. RefSeq lists its product as uncharacterized. The record is from RefSeq and is a predicted model, not a curated record. Lineage: Eukaryota; Fungi; Ascomycota; Eurotiomycetes; Verrucariales; Verrucariaceae. The transcript is spliced from 2 exons. Gene Ontology annotation, molecular function: phosphoprotein phosphatase activity. The coding region runs from base 1 to 1707 and encodes 568 amino acids.